AUGACUUGCGAAGACUACCACUUCGGUCUUGAUGUCAAUGGCCACGGUACGAUCAAUCUAUCUAAGCAGUUUGGAGGAGACAGUGAACUGGACUUCUUUAUUCAGCUGUCAGGUAUAUACGGGCUACUGGGGACCGAUAUGCUCGCUAGUUACGCCGCCAGGAACGCAUUCCAAGACCCUCGCCAAUUUCUCUACACGCAGGGCUACGAAGGCAUUGGGCUUUCAGAGCUCCUCAACCUCCUCGAACAGAUCAUCCGACAUCCGCACAGAACACCCGUGGCUAGCCUGUUCAUUCUUGGGUCUCGCGACACCCAGAUUGACGUAAACGACCAUCUUUGCUCAAUCUUCCACCAUCCAAAGUUUAGUCAUAUUAUUACCGCAAAAGUAAAGCCGGACGGAGCUGAAGUCCAAAGGACCCCAACGCUGUCCACUGAAGAAGCCAGAACAGCUGUUCCCAAAGUUCAGGACCGCAAGGAGGCAAGCCGCGUCUUUCGGGAGCUCUUCGAGAGGAAGCUCGUUAAGUUAUUGGGCUUAUCCCAGGAAAAUGUGCAGAGGUGCCGGUCACUCUCUGAUCUGGGUACGGAUACCUUGGCUGCCGUCGAGCUGCGAAACUGGAUUGGUGUACAUCUGUGCUCAAGUGCCCAGACGAUGGAGAUUCUGUCGCCGAUGCCGAUAGAUGAGUUUGUGGAAAUGGUGGCGAAACGAUCUUCUUUGACUCCGGUGGGCCUAUUUGAGUAA
Molecule: messenger RNA, 738 nt
Organism: Aspergillus homomorphus CBS 101889
Lineage: Eukaryota; Fungi; Ascomycota; Eurotiomycetes; Eurotiales; Aspergillaceae
Product: beta-ketoacyl reductase
Exons: 1
Coding region: 1-738 (245 amino acids)
Biological process (GO): secondary metabolite biosynthetic process; fatty acid biosynthetic process
Molecular function (GO): fatty acid synthase activity
Source: RefSeq, a predicted model, not a curated record